Messenger RNA from Anastrepha ludens (Mexican fruit fly), 846 nucleotides. RefSeq lists its product as uncharacterized. The transcript has a single exon. The coding region runs from base 1 to 846 and encodes 281 amino acids. The record is from RefSeq and is a predicted model, not a curated record. NCBI's taxonomy places the organism in Eukaryota, Metazoa, Arthropoda, Insecta, Diptera, Tephritidae.
AUGUCACAGGAGUUGAAAGAAGCGAUUGAAAGAGCGAAUGCGAUCAUUCCUGAUUUCAACCCCGACUUCAAACCAACACAAUCGGCUCCAAAACGACAGCGGUCCUUGGAGGAUAAUAAGCCAAACGGAAAAAGGCGCAAAUCAAUGGGCGUGACGCCCAGAAGAUCAUUUGCGGAGGUUGCAAAAGACCGCCUUAUCAUAGGAGUCCUGGACGAGAACCACCCGGAAGGUAUGAUCCCCAAGGCCCAGUGGAAAUGGAUCGAGGCCGAGCUAACGAAAGUGCCACUGAAGGUUAUUCUGGAGAACCCCGGCCCCCCGCCUGCGUGUGAAGACUUAGGCUGGCACCAAGGCCAGAUAAAAAUAAUAGCGUGCGACGAUGAGAGAUCGGUUCAACUGUAUACAGAGGCCAUCUCCAAAGUCGGCGAAGUGUACCCAAAUGCCAAGCUAGUGGUCGUGGACAGGAAGGAUAUUCCAUCCAAGCCGCGAGCAAGGGUUUGGUUAACUUCAACCGUCGAAGACCCGGAAGAGAUUAUGAAGCUCAUUCGGGUCUGCAAUCCGAACAUCCCAACGCAGGAGUGGAGGUAUGUCAAAACUCUUACCAACAAAAAUAGCGCGGAAGAAUCGAAAGAGCAGAAGCGCGCCACCAUGCAGGCUCUCCUGCCCCUCACAGAGAACUCAAUCGAACCAUUAGCGAAAUGCGAUGGGAAACUGAGAUACGGUUUUGUAAAGGUGAAGCUUCACAUUUAUAAAACCGACACGGAUGCAAUUGAGUUCCUCGCCACUAAGGAAGGUGAAAAGCCCAUGGGCGAUCUACGGAAAGAUGACGCAGUGGAGGGUUCUGAAUGA